GUGAUGGGAGGGACAGGAGGUAGGAGGCUGACCCGGGAAUAUAGCCCACUUUAGGCUGCUGUCCCAGGGGGUGUAAUCAUUUGAUGGGCAGGUGCUCUGGGAUGGGGUCACGCCUAAAUUAUGAUGGGGGGUACCAUGAUCAUCAGUGACUGAAAAGGGGCCUGAUCCAGAUAAAUUCAUUUGUAAUAAUAAUAACAACAAUGGAUACAUUUACGAUAAAUUCUUAUUACGCAUCGAUAUGACUAACGCAAGCCACAUUUUCAGAUAUAACAUUACAAUAUAAUCUAACUUAUUAUGUUUGAAUAGCAUUUUCAUCUGACAAGUAGGGGGUGCAUCCCUUACUCUCGCCUGUGCCCGGGUAAGUGGGGAUGUAUGUAGAACGACACAGAAGGCCGGGUCUCAGACAAGCAGCCUUAAGUAACUGUCAGAUUCCCCGAGCAGGUGGCCGGGGCCGGGAUGCGGCCAUCGGACUGUGGCAUGGAAGGCGUCGGCGCACGGCUGCUCGGCUUCUUACGACACAUGGUGUCGUCGAGUCUAGCGGUGUCCAGCUGACUCUCAGCCUGUGUCACUCUCGUGGGCUCUACAUCUGCGUCCAUCCUCUAUUCUUUAGGAAGGUGGGCUUUGCUGUCUGUCAGCCUGUAGCUGGAUGCAUGCAGGGGGCCCAGGCCAUGCACUUGACUGCCCUGCCGUCUUUCCAGGGCUCUGUGGAAACCAGUGACCUUGACAACUGGUAUGACAACAACGUGAACCACAUGACCGUGUGCAUUAGGCACGGAGGCCAGGCAGGCUGCUAUAGGAGUAUAUAAACACACAGGCCGUACCUGCCUCAUCCAGUCAGGUGAGGGGCGCAGGUAGGACCCCUGAUGGACUCAAAGGGGCUUCCGAGGCCCGUCCCAAAGGCCGAGGUUGCCCGCGGCUCCCCCGACAGGACAGAGACGCAGCUUCGGAGUCACAAAUCACUUUGGAUGUGUCACACACAUUCCAUGCGAUUUCUGCGACCCUCCCCCUGCCCUUUCUGUCAGAGGACUUGGGAGGAGUAAAAUAUUCGAGUACAAGGGGUAUGUAUGACCUAAAAUAAACCGUGAACAGCAACAUUACACCUGAGCCCUGACUCCAUUCCAUUCCCACGACAUUCGUCAGCACUGCCGUCGUCAGUGAUGGUGAACGAGAGUCUGAAAGAUCACAGGAAGAAGACAAUGAAUAUGGAAACAAAAAUAGCUAUUUCUGUCACAAGCUAUUUCUGCUUUUUUUUUUCUUUGAGUGGGUCCUGACAGGACUCAUGACUACGAGAACCAGCUGGUCUGGGUCGGUCCACAUGACCGUGAGCAGUGUCCACCCAACCCCUGCGAACCAAGCAUUGUACAAAUGUUCUAUCACUGUUCCCAUGUCCAAAGCUAACAAAAGUACAAGUCCACCUAUAAAAUAUAUUCUACAAAAGAAAAUCGAUAUUUAUUUUUAAUAAGAAAUGAUAGUGAAAUAUAUAUAUAUAAAUGAUUUAAAAUGUGGCUGGUUGUAAGGCCUGUCUUCUCAGCUGUGACAAAGACUUUGGACCACACUGUGUGUUGAAUAAUCUAACCAUGGGAGAGGACUUUUUGAAAUUAGGGUCUAACAAAACCACCCCACAUCACCGUAUAUGCUGCCUGUAUCAUGUAUUUUUUUAUUUUAAAAGAAUUUCACCUUUGCUGUUUUGUGAAACGUGAUAGUAUGCGUUUGCUGAAUCGGACCACAGGUCCAAAUCAAUGCUUCGUGAGUGAAUCAAAAGGCGCCUUUUGGUCAAAUGUGCAGGAUAUUUCCACAGUUUGAGGUUAUUUUCAAGAUGGUUAUGUUUAUUUUGUGUUAUCUUACUGUGGGGUGUAAAUAGCCAGUACCAUUGGCUACUUGCUGCCAACGCUGGAUUGGGGGGGAGGGGUGUUUUCAAACUGUCAACGUUUGACCUUCUCCUCCAGGACAUAAUGUAUUAUACUGAGUGUAUAGUGCCAAGGAUGUAUUCUGUGUGAUCAAAUAUAUUCUUUAUUAGAUUACAAAAAAAAGUUUAAAAAAAAAAAAGAAAAAUAAAAAAUCUCACUUGAAACGAUAUGUGGAGCUAUCUGAUGUUUUGACCGCUAUGGGCAGAUUUUCAGGUAGAUGCGAGAAUUUGAGAUGAACAGAUGAUUUAAAAAAAAAGCAAUCAUUAUUUUCUAAAUGAUAAUGAUAAUAAAACAAAAUGCAUUUAAAUGGCUGUGAGUGUUGAAAGGAUGCGAGAUGUUGCGCUCAUCAGAGAGAUGGAUCUGGCCGGACCUCCUCUGAUUGCCAUUGAAUCCGUCACCUUCGCCCUGGUGCCGGACGCCCUCUCAGGGUGGUGCCGCACGUGUGUGUGACCAAGGACGACUGCUGUUUUCUGCAGAGGCCUGCAAUGGCUUUGAUGUCAGGCCACCUGUAUACGUGUGCCCUUUGACCUGAACUCGAGUCCUCUCACUCUGAAGCUUUGGCUCAUCUGCCACUUGCUCUCGGGUCCGACCCCCAUUGUCAGUUCUUUGGGGUUUUCUCCAAAGCCGCCAAAAUGCCCAUCUUGAAGCAGUUGGUUUCUGGCUCAUCGCAGUCCAAGCGCCGCUCACGGGCGGACCUAACAGCGGAGAUGAUCAGCGCCCCGCUCGGUGACUUCCGGCACACCAUGCACGUGGGCCGGGGUGGUGACGCCUUUGGGGACACCUCCUUCCUCAGCACACGCACUGGGGAGCCCCCUCAGAACGGCCGGGCCCAGCCCAGCUCCCCCGGGUCUAAGCCAGGCCUGUUGUCUCGCACCUUCCGCAGCAGCAAGCGCUCGCAGUCCGUCAACCGGGCCGACAAGCAGGAGCAAGCACCGGCAUCCCCGGAAGAUUGCUUGGUGAAAAAUGCUGUAUCUCUGCCCUAUCUCGCCGAUGAGGGUGGGGACGGCAGAAUCCAGGUGCCCAAGAGCCUCUCCUCCACCCCAUUGAAGAAUCUACCGGAAGUGGACAACAGGCCCCUCAAUGGGGCGGUGGCCUCCAAGGCAUCAGAUUUGGAGCUGGAUGAGCGGCGCUUUGGCGAGCUGACAGACCUGCCCCCGUUCGCUGGCUUUGGGCGUGGGGGCAUGAAGCAUGCAGAGUCCAUCAUGUCCUUCCACGUCGACCUGGGUCCUUCUAUGCUCGGGGACAUCCUCAGUGUGAUGGACAAGAAAGGCUGGGACGAUGACGACCUUGGCUAUGAGGAAGGAAAGAGCAGCGAGGGGCAUGCGUCCCCAUCCCCGCUCGGCCUUCAGGCAGAUGCUGAAGAAGAUGGCGAAGCGGAGGAGCUUCUGGAGCCUCCACUCCGUCCACCUCGUGCCGUGGAUGUGGAGAACCAUGAACCGGGCCCCUACACACCCGAGCCAUGGCCCAAGUACCACCAGCACCUGGACAGCUGCUCCAUCUCCAGCUCGGGCUCUGCUGCCCUGGAGGAGAAACCACUGGGCCUCUCGCACGGGGGAGACACAGAUAGUGCCAAGUUUAGCUCACCACGGGGGGAGGAUGAGAAGGACUUCUCUUUCAUGGAUGAGGACGAUGAUGAAAUUCGUGUUUAAAGGGAGAAGACUAAAGUGCCACUAUUGGAUUUUUUUUUCUUAAAAUGACAGAACUUAGUAGCAUUUAAGGCAUGCUGGCAAAGUAUGAAGCUUAGAGUUCCCAAAGCAGACCAUUCCAAACUCCAGCCCCAGUCCCUCUUCAUCUGGAGAAUUCUCCUGCUCUAGAAAAACAAACCCUUAUCACACCAUCUGCCUUGUUUCCCCUGACAGCUGCAACUGUAUGGUGGGGGCCAGUGCCUGUCCUAUAGGACCAGUCCUGCAAGCCUCUGAUUGACUGUAACACGCAUUUGCAUUUUCCUUGUUUUAGACAGUGAAUGUUCUACUUUGGAUUUGUACAGUUUUCAUGCUUUUUCCAUCGAGGAUGUUGGUAGCUCUGUGUCCCUGGUUUCGUGAACACUUGCAUGACGGAGACGCUCUAAGGACCGACCUUCUGCAACUGGAUGUUUCAACGGUGUAAGCCUAAUGACAGACCGUCAUUUGGCCGGUCCCAGAGCCGUCAUAUCAGAGGAAGAUGUUAGUCACAGGCUGACUGGCAGUUUCUCACAAUCCCAGGGAAAGGAUUGUGUGUUUUUCGUCCAAAAUGAAUGCUACUUUAAAAAAAUAAACUGUUGGAUACUUUUGGGUUGGUGGACACAUUCAUCUGCAGAACAUACAUUUAUUACCAUUUUAUGCAGUUAUUCUGCUUGACUAUCCAGUGGGAGGAGCUGUGUGGGUGUGUUGCAUUAUGGGAAUUUGAGUCUUUGGUCAUGUGUAGCUGGGGUGUCAUUCAGCGACCAGUUACUGCUUCUAAUGGUAGAGGAGACAGUUCUGCACCCCCUCCCCAUGUCAUUUUGAUUUUACUUUUUUGUCAGCUGUGGUACUUCAGUGGUGUCUUCAGCUCCAUCCUUUUAUGGCUUUGGUGCUGUAAGCUGGAUCUGAGGUUAUUUUCUGUACCUGUGGCUGCUCUGGGUCUGCCCACUGGACCACCCGCUCUUGGGUCAGACCCUGGCAGCUGCUGUCGACAUAAUACUGACCUGUAGCUGGAAAGACUCUAAGACACUAAUUCUCUUUUCUACAAAUUCUAUGUGUAGUUGAAUGUAUCAUUUCAUGCUUCUCAGUUUUAUUUUCCCCAUAUAAAUAGACAUAACACUCAGUCUGUUUUAUGUGUGUGUUUUUUUUAAUGACAUGUAUAUUUAGAACCUAUGUACCACUGACUGAUUGUAAUGGGAGUGCCUGGAAUGCCGUGUUGCAUCUCUGCGUUGGGCUUCUGUUGGAGCCUUGACCUGCCAGUUGAGGACCCAACCUUGUCACCGCGGGGCAGAGAAGGAUUGGCAGGUUUGUAGAAGGAUAGAGUCACGUUGGAUGGAGAGACGUCUCUCUAGAUGCCACUGUAAGGGAACACGGAGCUCCUCUCCUCCCACCACUUGGCAUGCUUUGGGUCUUGCUUGAAGGUGCUGGCUUGUCCUUCCUAACCACACGACGGGGGGAGGCUGGGGGUGUUUUUGUAAGCAUUCUUUUCUAAUGGAUAAUUAGCCUAUGAGGUCAUCAACCUGCGAUGAUUAACGAGAGUUCUUGGAACGUGAAAAGUGGUUUCAGAGGUUGCCUUGACCCUUGGGUGUUGGAGGCCCAGAACUUAACAUCACUUUGAGUUUGAAGUAAGAUGGCGGCAGAAUGCGUCUCGUCUUUUUUAUUGUCAAGAGCGGGGGCUACCCAGUGACAGAUGAUCUAAAUACUCAUGUGCCAAAUUUUCGGUCUUCUACUUCUGGGUUGUUAAUGUGAGUUGGUUUGUAGUGAUGGCAUCGAGAACCUCCAAUACACAUGUUCAGUGUUAGCUUAGCUUAGCUAACACUGUUUUGGGAGCCUUGGAUCAGCCAGCACAAACUGCUCCGUAAACUACUCUGUUCCACGCAAAUUAAACCCUAGUGUGUUAUUUUAAAGCAGGGGUCUCCAACUCUGGUCCUGGAGAGCUACUUUGCAGUAAGUUUUCUAUCCUACUUGGCUUCUGAUGAGCCACACCUGCUCCUGGUAUUUACCUGAGAACAGGUGUGGCUCAUCAGAAGCCAGGUAGGAUAGAAAACUGACUGGAUAGUAGCCCUCCAGGACCGGAGACCCCUGUUUUAAAGAUCACCCAUGUCAGGUUCCGCGGUGUGUGAGAUGCAGGUCCAGCCUCUUUGGGGCUUCUUUCUCUGUCGGACCACACGAUGGACACACACUUCUUGCAUCUUGGGGCACGGGCUGUGCCUUUGCUCGCUAAGGAGUCGUCUGCUGCUUUUGGCACAAGGAUGUUGGGUCACCUGGAAUGAGGGACCCAUGAUUAAAGCCAGUGGUGCAGAUGGUUAAGCAGAACAUGAAGAAAAGUAGAUGUCAGACUUAGGUUUUUAUGGUGGUGAUUCUUCUGCCUCUGCUCUGUUCUGAAGUUCUUGUUUCUUCACACUAAAAUGUAAAGAUUUAUAUUUACUUUCGAAUAACAGCUGUAUUUUUCAAUAAAAGAUAAGCCUGGUAAUCUUGA
Messenger RNA from Paramormyrops kingsleyae, 6044 nucleotides. It is a transcript of the gene cdc42ep4b, whose product is annotated as CDC42 effector protein (Rho GTPase binding) 4b. Gene Ontology annotation, biological process: positive regulation of actin filament polymerization; regulation of cell shape; Rho protein signal transduction. The record is from RefSeq and is a predicted model, not a curated record. Lineage: Eukaryota; Metazoa; Chordata; Actinopteri; Osteoglossiformes; Mormyridae. Gene Ontology annotation, cellular component: cytoplasm; plasma membrane; cytoskeleton. Gene Ontology annotation, molecular function: small GTPase binding.